Clarias gariepinus (North African catfish) is the source of this 4634-nucleotide messenger RNA. RefSeq names its product RAS p21 protein activator 3 (gene rasa3). Lineage: Eukaryota; Metazoa; Chordata; Actinopteri; Siluriformes; Clariidae. The transcript is spliced from 24 exons. The coding region runs from base 97 to 2598 and encodes 833 amino acids. Gene Ontology annotation, biological process: regulation of GTPase activity; intracellular signal transduction; negative regulation of Ras protein signal transduction. Gene Ontology annotation, molecular function: GTPase activator activity. The record is from RefSeq and is a predicted model, not a curated record.
AGCGGUCGGGACAGGGAGCUCGUGCUUCUUCGGUUGGAGAGUCCGGUGUCGUGAAGGAGCGUCUCCAAAGCGUGACAACCGGGAACCAGAGCGAGCAUGGCGGUCGAGGAGGAAGGUCUCCGAGUCUUCCAGAGCGUCAAAAUAAAAAUAGGAGAAGCCAAGAACAUCCCUCCCUACCCCGGGCCGAACAAAAUGAGGGACUGUUACUGUACGGUGAACCUGGACCAGGAGGAGGUUUUCAGAACCAAAAUCAUCGAGAAGUCGUUAUGCCCGUUCUACGGCGAAGACUUCUAUUGCGAAAUCCCUCGCAGCUUCCGUCACCUCUCCUUCUACAUCUUCGACAGGGACGUCUUCAGGAGGGACUCCAGCAUCGGCAAGGUGGCGGUGAAGAAGGAGGACUUGCAGAAGUAUCAUGGGAAAGACACCUGGUUCCAGCUGCAGCCGGUCAGCGCAGACUCUGAAGUGCAGGGAAAGGUUCACUUGGAGCUGCGUCUGAGCGAGGUCAUCACGGACAGCGGAGUCGUCUGCCACAAGCUGGCAACCCGGGUAUUAGAGUGCCAAGACUUGCCUAUUGUUAACGGACAGUGCGAUCCUUACGCCGCAGUGUCCUUACAGGGGCCGUCCAGAUCGGAAGCCAAAAAGACCAAGACCAAGCGGAAAACCAACAACCCUCAGUACGACGAAGUCUUCUACUUUGAGGUCACGAGACCACUGAACUACACCAAACGGCAGUUCGACGUAGAGGAGGAGGAUGUGGAUAAAUUAGCUCUCAGGGUGGAUCUUUGGAACGCAAGCAACCUAACCAAGUUUGGAGACGAGUUUUUAGGAGGAGUUCGGGUGCCACUGAAGGUUUUGGGUCAGGACGGCAUUCAUGAUGCAUGGUACUUCCUUCAACCGAGGGAUAACGGGAAGCCGGUGAAGGCCGACGAACUGGGUUCUUUAAGACUCAACAUUGUUUACACAGAGGACCAUGUUUUCCCCUCAGAAUGCUACAGCGACCUCACUGACCUGCUGCUGCAGUCUGGAAGGAUGGAGCCCGUGUCAUCGUCAGCAGCCCACAUCCUUGGAGAAGUGUGCAGGGAGAAGCAGGAAGCGGCCGUCCCGCUCGUCCGGCUCUUUCUGCACUACGGCAAAAUCGUGCCUUUUGUGAGUGCAAUCGCCAACGCAGAGGUUAACCGCACACAGGAUCCUAACACCAUCUUCCGGGGAAAUUCGUUAACGUCCAAGUGCAUCGACGAGACCAUGAAGCUGGCGGGAAUGCACUAUCUCCAGGUCACACUCAAACCCAUAAUCGACGAGAUCUGCACUGAGCACAAGCCUUGUGAAAUCGACCCUGUUAAGCUGAAGGAAUCAGAGAAUCUCGAGACCAACAGGGAGAACCUGCGGCAUUACGUGGACCGCAUCUUUAACGUCAUCACUACCUCCGGCGUCAGAUGCCCCACCGUCAUGUGCGACAUUUUUUUCUCACUCCGAGAAUCUGCCGCCACACGUUUCCAAGUGGACCAGGACGUGAGGUACACAGCCGUCAGUAGCUUCAUCUUCCUGCGUUUCUUUGCCCCAGCAAUCCUAUCACCCAACCUCUUUCAGCUCAGGCCCCAUCAUCCAGAUCCUUGCACGUCACGGACUCUGACGCUCAUCUCCAAAACCAUCCAGACCCUGGGAAGCCUCGCCAAGUCUAAAUCGGGCAACUUCAAAGAGGCGUACAUGGCUGCGUUUUACGAUUACUUCAACGAGCAGAAGUAUGCAGAUGCUGUGAAAAAUUUUCUUGAUCUGAUUUCCUCAUCUGGGAGGUGGGACCAGAAGAGCAUCGAGACGCCGAUAAUGUUAAAAGAAGGAUUUAUGAUCAAAAGAGCGCAGGGAAGGAAGAGAUUCGGUAUGAAGAACUUUAAGAAGAGAUGGUUCCGGCUCACUAACCACGAGUUCACUUACCAUAAAACCAAAGGUGAAGAAGCGUUGUGUAGAAUCCCUAUUGAGAACAUCCUGGCUGUGGAGAGAUUAGAGGAGGAGUCUUUCAAGAUGAAGAAUAUGUUCCAGGUAAUCCAACCGGAGCGGGCGUUAUACAUUCAGGCCAACAACUGUGUAGAGGCGCGGGACUGGAUCGACAUCCUAACUAAAGUCAGCCAGUGUAACCGCAAACGCCUGAGCACUUAUCACCCUUCAGCCUACCUCAACGGCCACUGGCUGUGCUGCAAGCAGGCCAUCGACUCUGCUCCAGGCUGCACACCCUGCACCGGCGGCCUGCCUGCAAACAUUCAGCUCGACAUAGACGGAGACAGAGAGACUGAGCGCAUCUAUUCACUCUUUAGCACCUACAUGUCCAAGCUCAUCAAAAUGCAAGAGGCCUGCGGCAGUAAGUCUGUGUAUGACGGGCCGGAACAGGAAGAGUACUCCAGCUUCGUUAUAGACGACCCACAGGAGACCUACAAGAUCCUAAAGCAAAUCGUUGGAGCCGUGCAGAAACUGGAGCAGCAGCAUGCACAGUACAAGCGUGAAAAAUUCAGGAAGACCAAGUAUGGCAGCCAAGAGCAUCCGAUUGGUGACAACAGCUUCCAGUGUUAUAUCCGGCAACAAUCAGAGAGCUCCACCUACUCAAUCUGACCACGCCCAUUACCACAUUGCCCUUCUUUCUGCAACAAAUACCACGACAAUGCCUGUAGAUCACAGAAACAACAAGUCGUGAUCAAUGGGAAGUUGAUAAAGGAGUGCGAGCUCAAGCUAAAAAAAUAAAUAAAAGGAUCUCGCACGAAACUAUCUCUUUUUUGUAUGUUGAACAAACCCAAUCAACAGCUUUCCACAGAACUGUGUGCACUUUAAUCGUCACACCCGCCCCGUUGACGAUGAAGCUCUGCCCCGUGGCAAAUUUUCACUGAGGGACUUUUUUUUAUUAUUAUUAUUGUUUCUUUAGGUCUUGAAAAUUUUAUUGUAGCUUUUCUAAGUCUUCAGGACCAAACUGCAGGUUUGAGAGCCCUCUGCUUUUCACUUUCAAGCACAUCGGUGCAUGCGUUAAUAUGAGUUUGGUGGCUAAUCCCAGCUCAGAAGAGUUAAGAAUUUAUCGACUUCAGCUUUAGGUUGUAAGAACACAAAAUCAUCAGCGUUUAUUAAUGCAUGGUAGCAUUUUACCUCUGGCAAAAUAGCUUUAGCCAAAGUAACAAACAGCUUGAUAAAAAUAAGUCAGAAUAAGUAAGUGCUUGAUUCCUCUGAAUUGGGAUGCUGACUGAAAGGACCUAUCUGAAUCAGAUGUUAACUGUAAUCGUUGUUGUUUUUUUUCUUAUAAUGGCAUUGCUUAAGAGACCUGUAUUAGAUCAACUGUUUAUGCCAUAGUAAAAAGUUUUUUUUGUGCAUCGUGUUCAUGUCCAGACUUGAUCAAGUAUAAUUAUAUGCCUUUUGAGGACUUUUCUUAAAAUCCCCAGCAAAUAUAACAGCAACUGAAGGAUUAAAGCAUACUGGGAAAUGGGGAUUGUGACACCAUGUUCUCAAAAUAUCUACAAAAUCCGAACUGGGUAUAAACUCUGUAUUGACCUGGCAUGUGGCUUGACACUAAAACUUAUUAUUCGGAAAUUUAUUUAAACCCAGUUAUUUUUGUACAUUGAUCCUUUUUUUAAAAGGGAAAAACUCAGAUUAACUGUAAUGUUGUGAAUAAUUUUUAUUUUAUUUUAUGUAACUGGUCAGUUUAAAUGAACCGGUUCUAACAGGUCCCUUUUGCCAGUUAUGCUAUGCCAAUGCCAGACAUUUGUGGUAUUUUGUAUUCUUGUUGUGUUUUAUGUACUGUAAAUAACAUAUUUGUAAUCUGUAUCUUGUACUGAGAUUUUUUUCCUCUGAUGUGUGUGUGUGAGUGUGUGUGUGAGUGAGAAUUAAGGCAUGUCUGAGAAAGAUAUUCUUACCUUAGUAAUUAUCUUUUAUUUUAACAAACAACUUCCCAACACUUAUAAAUGUAACAUACCGAGUGUUCUUUAAAUCAGCACACUUUUGUGUAUUACAGAAAUGUACUAAUGGCCCAGUUCUUUUUCCUACAGUUCAUCCAUUAGUGCAUGUUUUAUUGUGAAUAUAUUGUUUUUAAUAUAAGCCAGACAAUUUUUACUACCCACUUCCAAAAAGGCCCAGUAUUUAUUUUUAUAUCACAAAUAUAACAUUUUGUGAGUGAGAUUAUUUGAGUACAAAAGACUUUCCGUACGCCGAGGUAUGAAAGAUGCAAUAAUUUCCCUGAUCAGUUAUUUUUUGCGAAUGUCUGAUCAAUAACAAAUUAUAGAUGAUAACUCAUUUUAGUUUCAGAUCAGUGCUUCUCACAGUGAUACCUUAAAAAAAAGGGGGGGGGGGAACAGUGUAUUUUGUAUAAAUAUAUAAAGAGUAUUAUUUACAAAAAUGUGAUGUGUAGAGGUUGAUGUGAAAUGGAUGAUAAAAAUGUAGAUGCUUUUUUUUCUCAAAAUGAAGGCAAUAGCAAAUGAAACUGUGAAUGUGUGUUUUAUUCCAUAUAAUGGACAGGAAAAGAAUACCUUUUGAGGCUAUGCUUUACUACAUUAAGCAAGAUUCAAUUAAUUUGCACAGUUUGAAUAAAUCAUGUGCAUAAGAUAAGACUGUAACUUGUGCACACAAGGUACAAUUCAUUCCCAUGUAAUUUGUAAUUUGUUCACACGUUU